AUGGUUCGAGGCAGAAAAUGGCAGCAGCAGCCGCAACAAUAUGGUUAUGGUGGUGGUGCUUCAUGGCACCUCUGGCGUGGAGCCAGGUCGCCCCGGGAAGAGAGCAAGCCCCCUUGGAAGAAGGGAUCUGGAAGGGAGAACAGCAGAAGCUUUCCACAGUACGACUCCAAGCCUCCCAGUGCGCGUGGCACCCCGGCUGGCACGAACAGGGAGAAAGGGCAAGCAGCAACAGAAGACGACGGGCUGACUGCCCCGAGGUCGCCGAGCUUCAGUGGGAAGACUACGAAGGAGUACAAGCAAGCGUUCCUCAAGGAGCGGGAGAGACAUCAGAAAGCCUUGGCUGGAUUCGACCGAGAUAUCGCGCUCGCGCAUCAAGCCCAACACGAGGCCAGGCUGCACUUCAAGAGAGUUGUCGACCUGGACCACCUCAAAGGCGAGAUGGAGGUAGACGAAGCCGACGAGGCGCAAGACGACGAGUGGGAAAAGAUGAUCGAAGAGUGGGAUCAAGAAAAGAUUCUCGAGGAGGACGAGAUCUUGCGAAGAGCGAUGAUGGAGAGGGAGUCCAGGGCAGCUUUCAGCACUCCCAGGCCGGCCCGACCACCCUUGCCGAGAUCACCCGCAAUGAGCGUGCGGGUUGCAGAGAAUGUUGGGGGAUAUGGACCGGCAUACACCGAGAGUUCACCGCUGAGUCAAGCUGUGCGGUCGGAUCCUUACACUACUUCGUCUCCUAUGAGCACACCCAUAGCAGAAGCGCCUGUGGCCCAGUCUGUUCCUGGACACCCACAGGAGAGGACUUCUCCUUGCCUGCCGACGGGCAAAGGGAAAGGACCUCAAGACAUGCAGAGGAAAGGCAUCAAAGAAAGCUCUCGCACUCCGCCAGAAAAAGCUUCGCCACAUGUGGGUUUGGCCGAGAAGUUGCACAUGAAGAGGAUUGCGCUCAUGCCCGAAUUCGGAGGUGCAACCAGGCCGGGAAGCUUGGAAGAGGACCGUGCCACUUCGACAGUGGACAGCAAGAUUCACGAUGGUGCAGAGGAGGGCGCGUUGCCGACCACUGCAACGGGCCAGGGUACUUCGGAGGAGCCAAGGCUAGUGAGCAAGCCGACCUUCCUAGACGACGACGAACUGUGUGGGUAG
Molecule: messenger RNA, 1134 nt
Organism: Symbiodinium sp. CCMP2456
Lineage: Eukaryota; Dinophyceae; Suessiales; Symbiodiniaceae
Source: the annotation of a GenBank genome assembly